AUGUCGGUAUCGAGACCGCAGCUUUCGCUGUGGGAGAAGAGAGACUUGGUCUUUCGUUUGCUAUUCCGUGCUCCGAUACAACUGGCGUGGAAUUUCCUCUACGGCAUCCCGUUUGCUAUCGCGAGAGGCGUCUCUAUCCGCUUCUUUGCCUUCUGCGCGUAUUAUCGUUUCGCUCUGGGGUCGAUGAGAGCACGCGAAAUACAAUUCCUCAUCCCUCCUUCGAUCAAGACGUACGCGAAAUGGAUCGCGAAAAAGCAGAAGCGUCAUCCAGAGCUCGCGGACAAGCUGCAGAAAAAGAUCGAGUCUCUCCCUGCUAAUGACGGCUCGAUCUUGUGGAUCGGCAAUCGUCAGAAGGCCACAAAGUUUGUGUUGUUUUUCCAUGGCGGCGGAUACGUAGUGCCUCUUCUCCCCGGCCAUCUCGACUGGUGCUGGAACGCGUAUGUGACCGGCGGCCCUGGAGCUCACGCAGAGGUUGCCGUUGCUAUCUUGCAGUACACUCUCGUCCCCGAAGCUCGAUAUCCGACACAGCUCCGUCAGGCGAUCGCGGCGUUCAACCAGCUCAUCCUAUCCGGCAUCAAACCCAACGACCUCCUCAUUGGCGGCGAUUCGGCCGGAGGCAACCUGGCGUGCUCCGUCGUUCGCCACAUCUGCCACCCAUGCCACCUCGAGAUCCCAGCCCUGCGCCUGGAGAACCGUCUUGCAGGUGUGUUCCUGGUGUCGCCCUGGCUUAGCAGCAAGACGACGACGCCGGCUUUCACAGAGAACAACUACGUCGACAUGCUCACCACGACAUGUAUGUCCCGUGCCACGGCCGAGCUCCUUCACCCGCGAUUCCCCGUGCGGAAUAAGUCCGACGAGAGCGAUCUCGCCAUGGCGAUGCCAAUGGACGGCGACAUGGCGUGGGUGGAUGAGAUUUCUGCGGCGACCAAGAGUCUGUACAUCACUGGAGGUCAGCAGGAAGCUUUCAGAGAUGAUAUUCGCGCGUUCUCGGAGCACGUCAGCUGUGGCAAUAAUGAUCUGGAUCUGCUAGUCGAAUUGCCGGAACGCGAGGCUCAUGAUUUCAUCUUGCUUGAGGCUGUGGCCAUCGUCGGCGAGAUGCCUCCAGAUCAACCCCCCCUCAACUGCGCCUACAACCGUGACGAUGUCGUCGCUGGCCUUACUCAAUACUAUUCGGCUCUCACGCGCCUCGCCUACAUUCCAUCAUCAUACGUCGACUUCCCACCGCCAGGAGGCUGGACAGAUGCCGAUCUAGAUAUCGGCGCCCUGCGCGCUCUGCGACGCUCCGAGGUCGUUAUCGACCUGCUGCGCCAUCUCCCCUACGCCAGACCGAUGCACGACGGACCUCGUCCGGGCCCCUGGAACGUCGCACCACAAACCAAGGCUGUGCGCUACCUCCGUCACAUGGGACACUUCAGCCAGUGGUCCGAUCGCGGCGACGCGGGGCUUCAUGAGCUCGCUGCCCUUCCCACGCGCGACACGGGAGCCGCUCCGAUGGAUUUGCCGCCGGAUGUUGUCUGCCUCACGUAUGGAGAGUACCGUUCUUCCAGUUCGCGCACGAAGCCUUACUGGUGGAUCAUAGACUGCAGCCGAGGUAUCCUCACGCCGUACGAGGAGAACCUCUACACUGUUGGGAAGGUCCCGCGUAACAAGCCGUGGCGGUGUGUACGGUCGUACUCUGUUACAGAUUACUUCUCUCAGCUUGUGUCAAGCUUAGGUGUUCAGCUGUUCCCCGUGCCGCCGACCGAGGACGACGACGCUGAGAUCCUCGACCCGAGCGCUCUCGCCAAGUCGUCGGAGCCGGUGGAUAUCUACAGCGCCCACGGCUGGGGCACUGGCGACCUCGCAGACUUCAAGCACGACGAGUGCAUCGUCGCGCUCCAGGGCUGGCGGCGCCGGGUACACGAGGCAGAACAGAGAAAGAUUGCUCAGGACGUUGACGACGCAGACGAUGAGGACUUUGAGAUGGACGACAGUGAUGACGAUGAGGAUGCGGCGCACGAGGGAGAAGCGGGCGACGGACUUGCUGAUGCCGUGGCGGAUAUGGAGAUGGAUGAUUUGAGUGCCGAAGCUGCUGCUCUGAGAGCCGAUAUGAGCCCAGAGGAGCGUGCAAAGUUUGAUUGCAGACAGACGCAGUCGCACUUUGAGUGGAUCGACGAGGAAUGA
Colletotrichum abscissum is the source of this 2163-nucleotide messenger RNA. RefSeq lists its product as uncharacterized. The record is from RefSeq and is a predicted model, not a curated record. The transcript is spliced from 3 exons. Bases 1 to 2163 code for a protein of 720 amino acids. Lineage: Eukaryota; Fungi; Ascomycota; Sordariomycetes; Glomerellales; Glomerellaceae. Gene Ontology annotation, molecular function: lipase activity.